AUGGGCAAGCGGGAGGGGCAGACGCGGAAGGAUCAAAUUAGGAAUUACCUGUCUACGCUGUUUUUUGAAGUUAUUGCAGUCCUUGAUAUUGAGACGCAAUUAUGCGUUUCCAACAGUCAUGGCAAGAAUAAAGAGUUACCAGUGUUGGAACAACCCGCCAGAAACCUAAGGAAGAUUUCGCCGUACUUUAACGGCGACAUCUAA
This is a messenger RNA of Colletotrichum graminicola M1.001, 204 nucleotides long. RefSeq lists its product as uncharacterized. The transcript has 2 exons. The coding region runs from base 1 to 204 and encodes 67 amino acids. Lineage: Eukaryota; Fungi; Ascomycota; Sordariomycetes; Glomerellales; Glomerellaceae. The record is from RefSeq and is a predicted model, not a curated record.